This is a messenger RNA of Schistosoma rodhaini, 435 nucleotides long. The record is from the annotation of a GenBank genome assembly. Lineage: Eukaryota; Metazoa; Platyhelminthes; Trematoda; Strigeidida; Schistosomatidae.
AUGGCGCCUUAUAGGAGGAGUAAAAAACCGCCACCUGAAGGAUGGGAGUUAAUCGAACCAACAAUCGAAGAAUUGAACAGGAAGAUGCGUGAGGCAGAAACUGACCCUCAUGAGGGGAAGCGUAAAGUUGAGGCUGAGUGGCCAAUAUUUCGCAUCCAUCAUAAGAGGUCUCGGUUCAUAUAUGACUUGUAUUAUAAACGUAAAGCUAUUUCUAAAGAGCUGUAUGAAUUCUGCAUCAAAGAGAAGAUAGCCGAUGCAAAUCUAAUCGCCAAAUGGAAGAAACAAGGAUAUGAAAACUUGUGUUGUUUGAGGUGCAUCCAAUCUAGAGAUACAAAUUUUGGAACUAAUUGCGUAUGUCGAGUACCAAAAUCAAAGUUAGAAGAAGGUAAAGUUGUGGAGUGUCAAAGUUGCGGUUGUCGUGGUUGCUCUGGAUGA